ACCACCGUCAAUGGAUACCAUACUCCGUUAUGGCUUCACUGGACUUCUGAGCCAACAAUAAUGUCGUUUUACUACUUUUUGUUAAAGUGGGGUAAAACUAUUCAUCAUAAAUCCGGCACCGGAAUAUGGUUGAAGUGGAAUCUGUCUUGAGACGGACAGGGAAAGCAUUGAACCCGGGGCACCGCAUCCGUGAUCAGACAGCAAAAGAUCUGUGCGACAUUUGUACUUAGCAGCAGAGACAAGGGGGUUUAGGCUCAAGGUCAUGUGGGAGUAACUUCAGGCGCUUAGAUUAGUUUAAAAAAGAGGAGUUGAUCUAUGGGUGCUCAAGGGGCCAGUUUCCGAAAACUUAGCAUAUUGCCAAUGCUGUUGUUGUUAGUGGCUCAGAUUCUCUUGUCUUUCUUGGUCAGGGGCUGACUCUGCCUCCUGUUCAAUGUGUUUCUGAUUCUGAGCUAAGACCCAUUUCAGUGUAUUUUGGUUUUCAAUGUGGAUGCUGUGGAUCAAGAUCUACUGUUCUGUGCUGCACCCACUUUUGCAGUUGAUAUGAUGGUGUAGUUUGGAGGAUGCUAGUGCUGGUGGGGUAGAAGGAAUGAGCAAGUGAGAAUGCAGUGAGAUUAUUGAUAAUGGGGAACUGUGGAACUAGAGAGGAGUCUGCUGCAGUCACCAGUGCUGUUGUUGUUUCCACACUCAGAGCAGAUGCAGUGAAAACACACCAAGUACCACUAGCACAACAUCUACAGCAGCCACAGGAACAAAAGAAAGAGCAGGAUCAACCAUCUCCUCACGCACUAAUACGAAAGACUACCUCUGUUAGGAGACAUUCUUUGUCUUCUUUAUCAGAUUUGAGCAACCCGUCAACUCCCAAAGGCGUUGAAGAUCUGAGACAGAACUCUGGAUCCAAUUUACUGGUUUUCACUUUGUAUGAACUGGAGACAAUUACCAAAAGUUUCCGGAAAGAUUAUGUGUUGGGGGAAGGAGGAUUUGGUACGGUGUAUAAAGGGUAUAUAGAUGAGAGUGUAAGAAGAGGUCUUAAGUCUACACCUGUUGCAGUUAAGGUCCUCAAUAAAAACGGUCUUCAAGGGCAUAGGGAAUGGCUAGCAGAAGUUAUCUUUCUGGGGCAGCUGAGGCAUCCCCAUUUGGUUAAACUGAUAGGUUACUGCUGUGAAGAUGACCAUAGAUUGCUGGUUUAUGAGUUUAUGUUUCGAGGCAGUCUGGAGAAUCAUCUAUUUCGAAAGGUAUCUGUUCCCUUGCCUUGGUCUACAAGAAUGAUGAUUGCACUUGGAGCUGCUAAGGGACUUGCAUUUCUUCAUGGAGCAGAAAAGCCAGUCAUUUAUCGAGAUUUCAAGACAUCCAACAUUUUAUUGGACUCGGAUUAUACAGCUAAGCUAUCUGAUUUUGGACUUGCAAAAGAUGGUCCUCAGGGAGAUGAAACCCAUGUCUCCACUCGUGUUAUGGGUACAUAUGGUUAUGCUGCUCCUGAAUAUGUUAUGACUGGUCACUUGACUGCUAGAAGUGAUGUCUACAGCUUUGGUGUUGUGUUACUUGAGCUGCUUACUGGGAGACGGUCUGUGGAUAAGACUAAGUCCACCAGGGAACAUAAUUUGGUAGAGUGGGCUCGACCACUUCUAAAUGAUAAGCGAAAGCUGCUGCAAAUUAUUGAUCCAAGGCUUGAAGGACAGUAUUCUAUGAAAGGUGCCCAGAAAGCUUGUAGCUUGGCUUAUCACUGCCUCAGUCAAAAUCCCAAAGCAAGGCCUCUGAUGAGUGAUGUUGUGGAGACAUUGGAACCUCUGCAAAAUAGGAAGGAGACAAUAAGUGCUUCUUUCACAUAUACUUUAAACAGUGGGGUAGCAGCAUAUCAGAUUCAUAGUAGUGGUAAUGGUUGCCAUACCUAUCAGGAUUCUUCUCCUACAGAUAGAAAUGGCCCUACAGUCUGCAGGGUUAGGUAAUACUCAGUCCAGUUUGUAUAAUUUGAGAGCAUCCAAGAAGACAAGUGUCAAGUUUCCUGGACUCCAAACAAUUACUCAUGUAUCCUGUCUUAGUUCUCCUAAUAAGAAAAUGAUUUCUAACAGUCCUCACUUGCAUCUCUUCAAAUUGCCAAAAGCGGUUUGAAAAGAUCAGAAAGAUGUAUGUAAUGUUUUCCUGCCAAAAUAAGCGAUCCAGUCUCACCUUAUGCUUAA
Cryptomeria japonica (Japanese cedar) is the source of this 2174-nucleotide messenger RNA. Its product is annotated as probable serine/threonine-protein kinase PBL8. Gene Ontology annotation, molecular function: ATP binding; protein kinase activity. Lineage: Eukaryota; Viridiplantae; Streptophyta; Pinopsida; Cupressales; Cupressaceae. The coding region runs from base 621 to 1943 and encodes 440 amino acids. The transcript has 6 exons. Gene Ontology annotation, biological process: protein phosphorylation. The record is from RefSeq and is a predicted model, not a curated record.